This is a messenger RNA of Aspergillus costaricaensis CBS 115574, 2023 nucleotides long. RefSeq names its product alternative NADH-dehydrogenase. Lineage: Eukaryota; Fungi; Ascomycota; Eurotiomycetes; Eurotiales; Aspergillaceae. The record is from RefSeq and is a predicted model, not a curated record. Bases 79 to 1815 code for a protein of 578 amino acids. The transcript has 4 exons. Gene Ontology annotation, molecular function: NADH dehydrogenase activity.
UUCCCAACCCACUCUCCACUCUCCCCUCCUCCCCCCUAACCCUUCGCCUUUUGGCUCAGGUGCGACUACCGCCCGACAAUGGUUGGAAGUACGCUGGCGAUCCGCUCCAAGAUGGCCUCUCCCUCCGCCGCUAUGCAGUUGUCGUCGCUGUCGCGCAGGUCGCUCUCGACGCGACCCCAGAUCCUUCGUUCCGCACGUCCCUUGAGACAGCAGCAAUUCCAGCGCUCUGCUCGUCGCUCCUACGCCGAUGCUGCGCCCGCUGCCCCGACCCCCAAGCCCAAGAAGCGCUUCAGGUUCUUGCGCUGGACCUGGCGUUUGACCUGGCUCUCCACUAUCGGUGCGGCCGGUGCUCUGGCUUACAGUGUCUAUGAAUUGCGCCAUCCCGCCGAGCAGAUUAAGCCUGACCCGACGAAGAAGACCCUUGUAAUCCUGGGUACCGGAUGGGGUACUGUUUCCCUACUGAAGAAGCUCGACACUGAGAACUACAAUGUUGUCGUCAUCUCUCCCCGCAACUACUUCCUUUUCACUCCUCUCCUUCCCUCCUGCACGACUGGUCUGAUUGAGCACCGCUCCAUCAUGGAGCCGAUCCGUAACAUCCUCCGUCAGAAGACCGCCCACGUGAACUUCUACGAAGCCGAAGCCACCAAGAUCGAUUACGAGAAGCGUGUCGUGUACAUCAGCGAUGACUCUGAGAUCAAGGGAGACAUCUCCCACACCGAGGUGCCCUUCGACAUGCUCGUCGUUGGUGUCGGUGCUGAAAACGCAACCUUCGGUAUCCCCGGUGUCCGCGAGAACUCCUGCUUCCUGAAGGAGGUCGACGAUGCCCAGAAGAUCCGCAAGCGCAUCAUGGACUGCAUUGAGACUGCUAUGUUCAAGGACCAGACUGAAGACGAAGUCAAGCGUCUUCUCCACAUGGUUGUGGUUGGUGGUGGCCCGACUGGUGUCGAGUUCGCCGGUGAGCUGCAGGACUUCUUCGAGGAUGACUUGAAGAAGUGGGUUCCUGAAAUCCAGGAGAACUUCAAGGUUACCCUCGUUGAAGCUCUCCCCAACGUCCUUCCCAUGUUCUCCAAGCAGCUUAUCGACUACACCGAAUCGACCUUCAAGGAGGAGAAGAUCUCUAUCCGCGCUAAGACUAUGGUCAAGAACGUCACCGACAAGUACAUCGAGGCUAUGGUCACCAACCCUGAUGGAUCCAAGUCCAUCGAGCGUAUUCCCUACGGUCUGCUGGUUUGGGCUACCGGUAACGCUGUUCGCCCCGUUGUCCGCGAUCUGAUGAACCAGCUCCCUGCCCAGAAGGACUCGCGUCGUGGUCUUGCUGUGAACGAGUACCUCGUCGUGAACGGCGCUGAGAACGUCUGGGCUGUUGGUGACUGUGCUAUCACCAACUACGCCCCUACCGCCCAGGUUGCCAGUCAGGAGGGUGCUUUCCUUGCCCGUCUCUUCAACACCAUGGCCAAGACCGAGGCUAUCGAGCAGGAGCUGAAGCAGCUGUCUGAUGCUCAGGCCCAGGCUAAGGGUGAGGAGCGUGACCAGGUCUUUGACGCGAUCCGCGAACGCCAGAAGCAGCUGCGGAGAACCAAGCAGAUUGGUCCCUUCCAGUACUCUCACCAGGGUAGCAUGGCUUACAUCGGAAAGGAGCGCGCUGUUGCGGACAUCAGCUGGCUGAGCGGCAACAUCGCCAGUGGUGGUACCAUGACCUACCUCUUCUGGCGCAGUGCUUACCUGAGCAUGUGCUUCAGCACUCGCAACCGUGUCCUGGUCGCCGUCGACUGGAUCAAGGCCAAGCUGUUUGGCCGCGACGUCUCUCGGGAGUAAAUCCUUCAUUAAAACCUUUGGAAACUCUGUAUCACCAUCAGCAGACAUGCUACGUCCAUGAUUUCGAAGCGAUAACCCCUCUUUUAUUAUUGAAUUCCAUCUCUUUCUCAUCAUUCUUAUCUCCACCCCCCUUCCUUGACGCCACUCCAAUGACCAUCCUCUUCCUUGACCUAAAUGGGAACCUUUCCCCCCCCCAUUGUCUGUCACA